This is a messenger RNA of Cucurbitaria berberidis CBS 394.84, 2197 nucleotides long. Its product is annotated as AICARFT/IMPCHase bienzyme. Gene Ontology annotation, biological process: 'de novo' IMP biosynthetic process. Gene Ontology annotation, cellular component: cytosol. The transcript is spliced from 4 exons. Gene Ontology annotation, molecular function: phosphoribosylaminoimidazolecarboxamide formyltransferase activity; IMP cyclohydrolase activity. The coding region runs from base 111 to 1907 and encodes 598 amino acids. Lineage: Eukaryota; Fungi; Ascomycota; Dothideomycetes; Pleosporales; Cucurbitariaceae. The record is from RefSeq and is a predicted model, not a curated record.
GGCGGGGCACUAGAUUUUGGUCCACCCAGGCAGUGAUACCCCAGAUACUCCUUUCUCUUCGUUCUCUCCUUGAAUUGGUAUUUGUGUAUCCCCAAAGCACGUUAGUCAAAAUGCCAGGCCAAAAGACUGCCAUCCUGUCCGUUUACGACAAGACAGGUCUCCUUGACCUCGCCAAAGGCCUUCACGAAUGUGGUGUCCGACUUCUCGCCUCUGGCGGCACGGCUAAAAUGAUCCGUCAAGCCAACUUCCCCGUCGAAGAUGUCUCCGCCAUCACUAAGCAACCUGAGAUGCUAGGCGGACGCGUCAAGACACUCCAUCCCGCAGUACACGGCGGAAUUCUUGCGCGAAACCUAGACGAGGACGAUUCAGACCUCUCCGCCAACAGCAUCGAGAAGAUUGAUUUCGUCGUCUGCAACCUAUAUCCCUUCUCUGAGACAGUUGCCAGGAUCAAUGUCACUAUCCCAGAGGCGGUCGAGGAAAUUGAUAUUGGAGGUGUCACUCUGCUUAGGGCUGCGGCGAAGAACCAUGCGCGUGUCACCAUCAUCAGCGACCCGAAUGACUACCAUGAUCUCCUCACAGAGCUAAAGAAGGAUGGCUCGGUCUCGGAAAAGAGCAGGCAGCGAUACGCCCUCAAGGCUUUCGAGCAGACAGCGUCCUAUGAUCAAGCUAUCUCAGACUUCUUCCGGAAGAAGUAUGCGGGCGAAGGCGACCAGUUCCUCCCUCUGCGCUACGGCGCGAACCCACACCAGAAGCCUGCGACCGUGUCGAUGCCAGACAAGCCUUUGCCGUUCAAAGUGCUUGGCGGUGCGCCGGGAUACAUCAAUCUCCUAGAUGCGCUCAAUGCAUGGCCAUUGGUACAGGAGUUGAGCAAGGCGCUGAACUAUCCAGCUGCGGCCAGCUUCAAGCAUGUUUCUCCUGCUGGAGCGGCCAUUGGUGUUCCGCUCAGUGAGGGAGAGAGGAAGGUCUACAUGGUUGACGACAUCGAGGGUAUUGAAAACUCAGGGCUCGCGCAAGCUUAUGCUAGGGCACGCGGUGCAGACCGCAUGUCCAGCUUCGGCGAUAUGGUUGCUCUAUCACAUGAGGUGGAUGUUCCAACGGCAAAGAUUAUCAGCCGCGAAGUCUCCGACGGUGUCAUCGCGCCUGGCUACACUGCCGAAGCUCUGGAGAUUCUUAAGAAGAAGAAGGGUGGCAAAUACCUUGUGCUCCAGAUCGACCCGGAGUACGUCCCAUCUGUGGACGAGGCCAGGACGGUAUUCGGCAUCACCCUGAAGCAACACCGUAACGAUGCCAAGAUUGUUCCUACCGACACAUUCAACACCGUUAUUGUACCCAAGAACUCUGGAACUCUUCCAGAAUCAGCUCAGCGUGAUUUGGCAGUAGCGACUAUCGCGCUCAAGUACACCCAAUCGAACAGUGUCUGCUAUGCACUCAAUGGCCAGAUCAUUGGCCUUGGUGCUGGUCAACAAUCCCGCAUCCACUGCACACGUCUGGCAGGUGACAAGGCUGAUAACUGGUGGAUGCGCUUCCACUCGCGCACUCUCGGUCUCAAGUUCAAGAAGGGCACUAAGCGUCCCGCAAAAUCCAACGCUAUCGACCUUCUCUGCUCCGGCCUUGUCCCCGAAUCAGGCAUUGAGCGUGACGAUUUUGAGGCCAACUUCGACGAAGGUCAGGUGCCGCAGUCGUUCACCACCGAGGAGCGCAAGGAGUGGCUAUCAAAACUGGAGGGUGUUGCUGUCAGCUCAGAUGCCUUCUUCCCUUUCAUUGACAAUGUCUUUAGGGCGCACAGGAGUGGUGCCAAGUACAUUGCUGCACCUACAGGAAGCCAGAACGACGGUGCAGUAUUCGAGACGAGCGAGAAGCUGGGUAUCACGUUUGUUGAGCAGCACAUUAGGCUGUUCCACCACUGAGAGGUCACUGCCUAGCAGCUGAUGGAAACGUGAUUACGACAUUCACGUGGGACACCAUGACUGACUAGAUAGAGAUCGGUAGGCACAAAUCGGAAAAACGGUGAUCCCUUUGGAAUGUGGUUAGCCUAAGAGGGUAUCUUGAUCACGAUGACCUUUUCCGUGAUCAAAUUAUAUUAUUUUGUUCGUUACGACGUUGUCGCAGUGCUCAUACGUGUCAGCAGUUCUUACAAAAAAUUCCCAGUAUUGUAUUCAAUGAUGCCUAUACAAACCUUUUCAUCUUUCAAUGCGCG